AUGGACCUCGAAGCUUCGAAUAGGGACAAGAUAAUUGUGAUCGGAUGUCUGGAAGACGAUAUCCAUGGUACUACUGUUAAAUACGCGCUUGUUUCGAAUCAUGAAGUUCAUGUCGUGUCCAGAAUCCCCCUUUUCAAGUCCUACAUCAAAAGCGUACUAGCGUCAUUUGCAAAGGAGAAAACGACCCUAGUUCUUGUAUACGAGGAGAUGAAGAUGCUACUAGAGUUUCUCCUCAUAUUGCAGAGCAUCGAGAGUAAUGGGGAAGAGAAAAACAUUUGGAACCUGCCUGGAUUCAAGAUUAUUGUUUUAAGAAAUUGUGAUACCACAAGCAAAGUCAACCCACUUGCCGAAUCUGAAGUGGCAUUACAGCAAAUUCUCCGCUUUAUUUCAAUGAAAUUAGGUGCUACUUAUGCUGUGGUGUCUACUGCUAAAUCUUUUGCUGAUCCUACGGGAGCGGUGGAAUUGGUAGCUAAUGUUGCCAACCAGGAAAAGGACGCGAAGCUUCAAGUUUACAAUACCCACGGCAUAGAGCUAUGCAAUGAGGUGAUGCUUCAUCAGCUUGUCCCGAAAGACUGGGAUAGUUGGAGCAAGAUUGGCCUCUUGUCUAGAUCCAUCCCCCGUGACUCUAAUGGUACCAUGCUUGAGUCAGAAAGUGAAUUCAUGUCUCUAGAUGAUUUGUUUCACUCAAGCUUUCAGUCGCAGGAAUCUACAGAGAGCCUCCUUCAGUUUUUUUCCCAGCAUGGCUUACCCCGAAAAAUCACUACUAGGAACGAUCACCACGAGAAUCUUCUUACAUAUGCUGACAUGAUACAGCAACUUAAAGCAUUGGAGUAA
Clavispora lusitaniae ATCC 42720 is the source of this 834-nucleotide messenger RNA. RefSeq lists its product as uncharacterized. Lineage: Eukaryota; Fungi; Ascomycota; Pichiomycetes; Serinales; Metschnikowiaceae. The record is from RefSeq and is a predicted model, not a curated record.